CAAUACUGAACGGGGUUUACGAUACUUUGGCAGAUUCGUCUGACAUCACGCUGUUGAGCAGAAGCAUCUCCAUUUCCUACAGCUAAAUCAGGUGAAAGAUUACCAUGGGAAAGAAAAGUAAGAAGCAGAAGGAUAGUGGAAAACGUGCAGCGGCAUCUGUAGAGGGAAAAGAGUUGUCCAAGCAACAGAAGAAGCAGCUGAUGGAGCUGGUGACCCAGUUGUUACAAACAUGUAUGGUUAUUCCUGACGGUCCCAAGGAAUAUGAAUAUUUUGUGGAGCUACACAGCAUUGUUGGGAAAAUCCGGGCUCUUCAGGACGGCCUAAGCUGUCCACCACUUGACAGAGAGAAAGCUAUCCCAGAAUUCCUGGAGUGGGUGAGGAAGCAUGGAGUAGACACAAGCGCGGUGGAGAUCACCAGUUUCCCUGACUGUGGGUAUGGACUGCAGGCCACCAAAGAUCUCAAAGAGACUGACCCAUUCCUGACAAUACCAAGGAAGGUCAUGAUGACAACAGGGACAGCCAAAGAAUCACUGCUAGGACCCCUGAUAGAGGAGGACCAGAUCCUACAAGCCAUGCCUAGCGUGGUUCUUGCUCUCCACGUCCUCUGUGAGAGACGACAGCCCGACUCCUUCUGGGAACCAUACAUUAAUGUCCUUCCUAACGAGUACACGACCCCUUUGUACUUCUCUCCAGAGGAGUUGCUUCAGCUCAAAGGUUCCCCUGCCCAAAGUGAUUGCAUUAAGCAGUACCGGAACAUUGCCCGGCAGUAUGCCUGCUUCUACAGAGUCUUUCAGACCAGCCAGAAUGCUGAAAAAUUACCAAUCAAGGACUGCUUUACUUUUGAUGAUUACAGAUGGGCAGUCUCUACGGUUAUGACAAGACAGAACCAAAUUCCAACACCAGAUGGCAGCAAGAUCACGUUUGCUCUCAUCCCGAUGUGGGACAUGUGCAAUCACUGUAACGGAACGAUCACCACUGAUUAUAAUUUGGAAAAGGACUGUAGUGAGUGUUUUGCUCUGAGGAAUUUCCAGGCAAAAGAGCAGAUAUUUAUUUUUUAUGGUGCACGGUCAAAUGCAGAACUUUUAAUCCAUAAUGGGUUUGUUUAUCCUGAAAAUGAGCUUGACAGAAUUGCUAUUCGAUUAGGCAUUAGUAAAGGUGAUCCACUUUAUGAACAGAAAAACGAGCUGCUGAAGAAGCUAGGAUUGUCUGUGUUGAGGAAUUUUUAUAUACACACUGGAAUGAUUCCUGUUGACCCCCAACUAAUGGCAUUUCUUCGAGUGUUCUGUAUGUCUGAAGAAAAUCUCAAAGAGUUGAACUCCAAGGAGUUGUCAGAGGCAGACGCAGAUCGACUGGGCGACAUUGACGUUCCUGUGUCGGAGGAGAACCAGGAAAAGGCAUGGGCAUUCCUACAAACCAGGACCGCCCUCUUACUGCGGGCCUACGAAACAUCUGAGGAGGAGGAUAUUGAACUGCUGAAAAAGGAGGAUAUGAAUAUUCAUGAGAGACUUGCUGUGCAAUUAAGAAUGUGUGAAAAACGAAUCUUAAAAGCAACACAAACUUAUGCUGGGGAGCGAAAAGCAUCUGUCAAGGGAGAUAAAUCUGAAACAGCAGCUGCAUAGUGUUGAAAAAUGUAUUGAAACCAUGAAAGUGGCAUUUUAAAUCUUUUCAUACCUUUUUGCAAUGUCCCCUUCUUUAUUGAGAAAGAUAAUUUUAUAUCCUUGUAAAUCCAAUUAUGAUAUUGUGCUUGUUUAUGGAAGUCAAGGCUAAACAGGCACUGAUGAGUCCAAGCCUUGAGGAGUUGAGGUAUUUGGUUAUGGCAAUGCACUGAAAGAAUCUGUACCUGGGGUCAAUUUGUUAUGAUUAUUUUUUAUAAUUUGAUGAAGAUGAUGACAAUAUUUUAAAAUAUAUUUAUUUAGCUUUCUUAAAAAUUUCGAUGAUGCACCAAGAGAAGAUAACUCUUGGAAAGAUUCAGGCUUACUGAAUGUACGGAAGAUGCAAUAAUGAAGCCCUCUCCCAAUUUUGGGGGUGGGAAAAGGGAACUCUUCAAAGAACAUCAGAUAAACAACAAUUGAAGAGGGCUACAUUCUUGCUGUUUAACUGAAAGUUUUGAGUCUUUAGUGUAUUUUUGUUACACAAGAAUGUGUGAGUGAAUCUUUGUGGAUAUCAAUAAAUCAUGUUAAUGCC
Molecule: messenger RNA, 2184 nt
Organism: Magallana angulata
Lineage: Eukaryota; Metazoa; Mollusca; Bivalvia; Ostreida; Ostreidae
Product: actin-histidine N-methyltransferase-like
Exons: 16
Coding region: 105-1619 (504 amino acids)
Biological process (GO): peptidyl-lysine trimethylation; peptidyl-lysine monomethylation; positive regulation of transcription by RNA polymerase II
Molecular function (GO): histone H3K4 methyltransferase activity; transcription coactivator activity; protein-L-histidine N-tele-methyltransferase activity
Source: RefSeq, a predicted model, not a curated record